Messenger RNA from Melampsora larici-populina 98AG31, 770 nucleotides. RefSeq lists its product as uncharacterized. The transcript is spliced from 2 exons. NCBI's taxonomy places the organism in Eukaryota, Fungi, Basidiomycota, Pucciniomycetes, Pucciniales, Melampsoraceae. Bases 35 to 742 code for a protein of 235 amino acids. The record is from RefSeq and is a predicted model, not a curated record.
GUUCAAUUUUCCACUCUACAUAGAUUCAUCCACAAUGGUCUUACCUGGUGAAAUCAUCCCGAUGCCAAAAAAGCGAGCAAAGAAGGAACCCCCAACGAUUCAGGGGGUGGCAGCGCAGCAUUUUGCAGCCCAACAGAAACGGGAGGUCGAAGCAGCACAACAAGCUCUUGCGGCAAUAAACCAACCUCCGGCCCCCGAACCCCCCGAACCCCCUGAAACUCACAAUGGACCUAUAUAUGACGACCUCGCAAUGGAUCAAGGAAAUGAUCCAGCUGAUUCUAGUGAUGGCGAAGGACAACGGGUUGUUGCCAAUCGAAGGGACUACUAUCGAGAUCCGACAUACCAGGAACGAACCCUUAGAGAAGAGGCUCACUGGCAAGCCGUCUUACCUAAAGUAUUUCUAGCUUUCAUGCCCUGUAGCCGUCAAACGUAUCAAUGGUGUGAUCCAGUUUUGUGGAAUCAAGACUUUAACUCCACCUAUAAAUGCAAAAAUUGGCAAAAACAAACAGUUGUGGUAAAUGCAGUAGAUUUCACAAGUCGAAAGAAGCUUUCCGUGGAGGUGUGUGAUUGCACCUCAGACUUGGUGCGACUGAUACGUCUUGGCUACAUGGGUUCCAAGCCCGUGGUUCCAAGGACCGCGUUCUCGAUUCGCUUGCUUCGCUUCCACCAUACAUUGUGGAAGUAUUCAAGUGUUCGGCUGAGCGCAUUCACCGAUACAAUGGAUGAAUACUUAGAUCCUUGAAAUCCUCUAUUUCAAGUACCCGGUACAG